AUGGCGAUGAAGAAAGUUGACGAGCAUGCUGCUGCCUUCGACGCCUUGAACUUGAAUAGAGGCACCUUGGUUGGCAAAGGAGCCACGGCCGAUGUCGUUCUUGCAUCAUCUCGAGACGACGUAUCCAGGAAAUGUGCGGUGAAGAUAUUCGACCUAGCGAAAUACGACGGUUGUAAUGAGUGGGGGUUCAUCAAGGAAGUUGAUUUCUUGAAGGAGCUUAGCCAUCCACGUAUCGUCUCGCUAGUGACGUCUUUCGCCAACCCUCGCCACGGAUAUAUUGUUUUAAAGUACUACCCGAGAGGGAGCCUGGACGCGAAGUUCAGAUUUUUGGAGCCCCCGCAAGUACUUCGGUAUAUUCGUGACAUCGGAACAGCGCUAGAAUACACACACAGUCGAGGAAUCUACCACCGAGACAUCAAGCCAGCCAAUGUUCUUGUAGACGAGGAAGACCACGCAGUUUUAUGUGACUUUGGCCUGUCAGGACGGUUGAAGAACGGCGACACCAAAGUGACCAGAUGGAACACCAGUCUCGGCUUCCACGGACCUGAAACCAAGAAAGGACAAGCGAUGUGCCCUUACAAGAAACACAAGGAACACAGAUAUCACCACAAACAGAUCCCAUUCUUUAUGACAUCAUUUGCACUCAACAUUACAUAUGUCACUGCACGUAGUUAG
This is a messenger RNA of Aplysia californica (California sea hare), 675 nucleotides long. RefSeq names its product serine/threonine-protein kinase S6KL-like. The record is from RefSeq and is a predicted model, not a curated record. The coding region runs from base 1 to 675 and encodes 224 amino acids. Gene Ontology annotation, biological process: protein phosphorylation. The transcript has 2 exons. NCBI's taxonomy places the organism in Eukaryota, Metazoa, Mollusca, Gastropoda, Aplysiida, Aplysiidae. Gene Ontology annotation, molecular function: ATP binding; protein kinase activity.